GAAGGAGGAGGAUAGUGUUGCAGAAGAAAAUAUUCAUGAAAGCGAAAAAAGUUCAAUAUUUUGGUGUAUGUCACCAGGAGUAGAAGAACGAAAAAUCAGUUUUAUUGCCUCACAGGAGCGAUAAUUCUUUCCGAAAAUAGUUUUAAUAGUAUGUUGUUGGAGUGUUGAAAGAAUUUCCAUCGGUAGCUGGCCGACAGCGCCGAAUUGGAAAGUGGAAGUGCAACGUGAAAGUUUAUCCACAAGGGCACAGCGAAGUUUCCUUUACGUUGCGAAGAGAAGAGUGUGUUGCUGGACAAAACUUCGGCUUUCGUUAAUCGACGUGCCACUGCUCAUUUGUCACAGAAAUCAUACAUCUACCGUCCGACAGCGGUUUUAAUAGCUGCAGUUUCUCGCUGCACGAAUAUUACGCUGUCUAAUUGCGAUAGUUGGAAGCUAGACGCAGCAGAAAGUCAAGGAAAAGUGGGACAAUAUCAUUUUCACUAAGAUCGUACAUCGGCGUGUUAAGUUUAGAACGUACUCGGCAUCGUCCCAUCAGUGAUCCACAUCGGCAAACCUAGCUCAGGGCAAUGACGUCUGUCCAAAGCCAAGAGGAUCUGGAGGCGCGGAUCGCGCGCAUCAAGAAGCGUAACGAAGAAAUUGAGAAGAAACACCGCGAGGCUGAAGCAGAUCGCUUGAUGGCCAUGAAGGAAAACGCUAUGGUGGAAAUCAAACCUCCGAAAGACGAUGACUGGCCAAGGGAGCAUAAGUACGAUAAGAUCGAUUUCACCUACGAUUUGGACGCGAAUGCGUUGGCAGAACUCGAAGAAAAAAAGAAGGAAAAGAAUGCGUUCAUUCAAAAAAUUGCUAAGGAAUAUAAGGUAUUUGCUGAAGGCGAAGGGCCUCCUCCGGAUCCGGCGUAUAGUUUCCUUGCAGAUGUUGAGCGCGAUGGUGAAAAGUCAUUACCGACGAAUUUAAAUCCCAUCAGUAAAGGUUCCAACAAGAAUAAUUUUGAACGCAAAAAUCCAAACAACAGAAGCGGUCGUCUCGGAAAUGCUCCCACGUCCAGCAACAAUCGUGGCGGACGAGGAGGUGGGGGUGCUGGCAGCAAAUCGAACUAUAACGGCAAUCUUCAGAGGUCAUUGUCGACCAAUGAGCAUGAUGGGCGUCUGAGACCGGACCAUAAUCGUUAUGGGCAUAACAGGACAACCGGCGGAGGGCCUGCUGAAGGCAGAUGGCGCCGUGAUUGGGAUGUCGAUAGAAGCAAGGAUGAUUGCUGCAUUCAGAAUCAAAGUAACGGAUUUAAAGGAGAGCCAAAUUUAACCGUCUCGGUGUCGCAGGAUGGGGAAUUUAAAAGUGUAAAAGUUACAUCACCACCAAUAAUAGGAAGUGGUCGGGUUGGUCCACGCCAACCGGCGAAACCACAGUUCCAAUUUCAAACGACAGGAUUGCAAGCAAUGGAUCAUCAUAAUCAUCCUCACCAGGGCGGCAAACCAUCACACCACCGAGGAAAUAGUGAAAACUUCAACCGAAAUGUUCCAGGGCGUAAAUCCGAUAAAGAAGCGAAGCGGACUUCGAAGGCAGCUGGACAGCAACAAUCGGCAAGCAAUAAAGCAAGUUCCACGGCCGGAAGUGUUCAGGAUCGGUUGAAUCGCAAUCGGGCGGUUAAUAAUGAUCGGAACGAUAAUACUGUCAAAGCAUGUACUAAUGGGAGCAAUGCAAAUGAAAAUAGCUCCCAUUCAUUGGUGAAAACCAAUGUCACAUUAAAAGCGAUUUCAAAAAUAAUCGAGAAAAAUGCGGAAAUUGACGAAAAACUGGCCCGUCAGAUGCAUCAUGAAAAUGAGAAAAUGGCUAGUCGAAUGAAGGAGCUUCGUAUGCAAGAUGGAGCUUAAGCGGAUGAGUAUACGGGGUUAGUUGGCCCUGAUCUGAAGCUGCUUUUCUUAGGAAUUAAAAUCACAGAAAAGCAGCUAACAUGGGCAUGUUCGAUACAAGCAAACGAGAAUUCGCACUUGCUCCCGAAAUUAAAACACGCUAGCGCUGCUAUAUUACUAGAGAUAAUAUAUAUUUGGUUUUUAAUAUGGGAAAUUGUACUCAUAGUUGCGGCAGCUUUUGAACUACCCCGAUGGAUAUUGAGAGAUCACUCAAAUUAACCCAGUGCACGAAAUUUUUUCUAGGCAACGUAACUUUCAACUGUUGGCUCGCUAGCCAAUCAGGCAACAAUCAGUUUUAUUCGAUGGAUACUACCCUAUUUAUUAUUUAUAAUCGAUUUAUGUAGUUUUAGUCCAAAUGAAACAGAUUUUUGCAUAUUUAACUAUUUCAAAUUAUCACUGAGAUGUGCAUGUUAUAUUCAAACGUUUAUUUUACCUAAAAAUACGUUAUACGACCCGAAGCAUUUAGUGUCCUACCCUUUCAUCUGAUUAAGGCCAAGUUCGAAAUUCGUUUCUGAAAAUGUAUUUCAUUUUUCUUUUUUAUUAUUAUAACGAGAAAAAAACGAAUUCAUAAAUGUUGAAAAUAUAUAUCACAUAACA
Molecule: messenger RNA, 2504 nt
Organism: Sabethes cyaneus
Lineage: Eukaryota; Metazoa; Arthropoda; Insecta; Diptera; Culicidae
Exons: 4
Coding region: 567-1868 (433 amino acids)
Source: RefSeq, a predicted model, not a curated record